CUAAAAUUAGGAUUGUUUCUGGGUGAGGAGGAGCAGGAGGUGUCUGCGUCCUCGGGCACGGCUCACAUCCCCGCACGACCGGGACCCUCCUGGACAAAAGAAUCCUUCACGAGACCCCCAGAAGACGCCAGGAUCUGAAGGAAACUUAGAAGGCACCGAAACUCAACGUCACCGAGCCGGGAAGGGGAAACAGCAAUAAUAGAGGUAGAUGGCAGCCUUGUCCCUCCCACCACAGAACUCACAUGUGGGUUUAGACAUGCCUGGGAGCGCCCCUCGCUUUCUGUCUUUCCCUCGCUCGGUCACAGCGCCCAUCGGCACACAUGCCGUCCUGAGAUGUCGUAUAAGUGGAGAUCCACCGCCCAACGUCUUGUGGGAAAGGGUUGGAAAUAUCCGGCUCGAGCUGGGGGACAGAUGCUACGCUCAGAGAGACGGAGACUGGUACCAGCUGGUGAUUAGUGACCUGCGCCUGGAGGAUUCGGGCCACUACAUGUGUAGAGCUAGUAACUGGUCAGGCGAAGGGUAUGCCGGCGCCAAACUGACUGUGACCCUCAACAGUACUGUGUUCACCGAGCCACGUAUUGGUCUUCCCAACGAUGUAGUUCCAGCCACAAAGUUGGCCGAAGCACCUUCUUCCACCCUGGAGCCUUCUGUAAAAACAACCCAACCACUAACUCCAUUGGACAUGACCAACGACGACCGCCAUUCUGAAGGCCCCGACUUUCCUCCAUGUUAUUUGCUCCUUCCAAGAUCGCAGAGGCUGACCCGCGGUGAAAGUGGGGAGUUCACCUGCAAAGUUUCGGGGAAACCAGAGCCGCAAAUUCGCUGGGAGAAAGACGGAAGGGGUCUGGAAGAGAUUUUUGACCGAUCUCACUACCACCUGUCUCCCGGGGGUCACACCUUAAGUAUUUCUCAUGUCCGCCCCCCAGAUGCUGGCGUCUAUGUGUGUAGGGCCACUAAUUCUGUUGGGCAAUGUUUGGCUGCCGCUGUACUGCUGGUGGAUCCCACUCCACGUCAGGGUCCCGAACCUAUUCCAGGGGACCCCCCGGCUCAGGUGAAAGUGUUCACAGUCAACGAAGGGAAACAUGCCAAGCUUCGUUGUUUAGUUACCGGUAAACCAAGGCCUGAGAUCGUUUGGCGCAAAGAUGGACGCACAGUCAGCCCUGGCCGGCGAACGCUCAUUUACGAGGACCGUGAUGGCCACUUUAUACUCAAGAUUCUGUUCUGUCGACAACAAGACCGAGGCUUGUAUGUGUGCGGGGCCUCGAACUCAGCUGGAAACACUCUCAGUGCUGUCAUGUUACACGUAAGAGAGGUAGGUGAUCGCUUUCCAGCUCCGCUGAGAGACAUGGCGGUGAGGGAGGGGCAGGAUGCCAUUUUGGAGUGUUCAGUCCCAGAAGGGACCCGCACAUCAUGGUACCUGGAGGAUCAGAGGCUUCAUCCAGGAAAGCGACAUCUUAUAGAGGAACAUGGUACCCUCAGACGACUGAUAAUCCGGGGCGCUCGGACAGAUGAUGAUGGGGUCUACGUGUGCCAGACUCAUAGAGGGGCCCAGAGUAUUGCAGAGCUUGCUGUAAGAGGGCCCAUUGUGAAGAAACUGCCUCGGCGUCUGGAGGUGGCGGAAGGUGGAAAUGCAGCGUUUUGCGCUGAGACAGAAAGUGAAGUGGAGCAGGUCGGUUGGACCCGCGAUGGUCACAUACUUUCCGAGGAUCAUAGAACGGUUGUGAAAAGUUUUGGAAGGACCCAUGUAUUGGUGAUGGUCGGGGUCACGCAGAAAGAUGGCGGUAUUAUACAGUUCCACGCUGGGCUUUCGGAGUCCUCCUGUCAUCUUCGAGUGAAAGUCAGGGGGUCCAGCAUAGCCCCGGCCUCUGGAGAACCGUCUAACAGGACACAGGAUGCCGGACAACCCUUGUGCCUCAGCUGCCAGACACCCAGCUCAGGGGCUAAAGUGCGCUGGAUGAAGGAUGGCCAAGAAGUGGAGGCCGGAGGACGCUUCUCCCUCCAGUCAGAUGGCAGAAUGAGGCGGCUUCUUAUCUCAUCAUUGGACCCAUUAGAUAGCGGCACCUACACCUGUCACCUGGGCAAUGACAGCACCAGCUUCACCGUCACCGUGUCUGAACCUCCAGUGAAGAUCAUAAACACCAGUGAUAACACCGAACACAAGUGUGUGAGCGGAGAGCCCCUGGUGCUGAGCUGUGAGGUGUCCAGGGAGAACGCCCGUGUGCGCUGGUACCGGGAUGGGGUGGAAGUGGAGGAGAACGAGAACGUCAGGUUUGAGCUGGACGGGAGACAUCGUAGAUUGGUUAUUACAGGUGCUAAACCAGAAGAUGCUGGAGAGUACGGCUGUAACGCCGGAGAGGACUCAGUCUUCUUCAAUGUCUCCAUUUCGGAGCCUCCAGUGAAGAUUAUAAACACCAGUGAUGAUACGGAACAUAAAUGUGUGAGCGGAGAGCCCCUGGUACUGAGCUGUGAGGUGUCCAGGGAGAACGCCCGUGUGCGCUGGUACCGGGAUGGGGUGGAAGUGGAUGAGAGCCAGAACAUCAGGAUAGAAUCAGAUGGGAAACAUCAUAGAUUGGUUAUUGCGUGCGCCAAACCGGAGGACUCGGGAGAGUUUGUCUGCGACACUGGAGAUGACUCAGUCUUCUACAAUGUGACGGUGACAGAACCCCUGGUGAAAAUAGUGAACACUAGUGAUGAUGGAGAGCACAAGUCCACGAGUGGUGAGAGCGUGGUGCUGAGCUGUGAGGUCUCCAGAGAGAACGCCCCUGUGCAUUGGUACAAAGAUGGCGCUGAGAUCCAGGAGACGGACAAUAUCAGAAUGGAGUCACACGGGAGGGAACGGAGGUUAAUCAUUUCGGCUGCCAGACCAGAAGACUCUGGAGAGUUUGUCUGUGAUGCUGGGCAGGAUUCAGUCUUCUACCAUGUGACGGUGACAGAUCCUCCAGUGAAAAUUGUGAACACAGACGACGACGCAGAACACCGUCACAUGAGCGGGGAACGUGUGGUGCUGAGCUGCGAAGUGUCAAGGGAGAACGCCCUGGUGCGCUGGUACAAGGAUGGUGAGGAGCUGGAGAAGAGUGAGAACAUUGUCAUAGAGGAGGAAGGGCGUCACCGUAGACUGAUCAUCCCAUCUGCCCAAACCCAAGAUUCAGGAGAGUUCAUGUGCGAUGCCGGAGAUGAUUCUAUUUUCUACAAUGUAUAUGUGAAAGACCCCCCUGUCCAGAUAGUCUGCGCGAGUGACACCAAGGCGUUACUCAGCGGGGAGCGCAUGGAGCUGAGCUGUGAGGUGUCAAGAGAAAAUGCUGAGGUCUGUUGGUAUAAGGACGACGAAGAACUGCAAGAAAGUGAGAAGAUCAUACUUGAGGCAGACGGUCGUCACCGCCGGUUGAUCAUGCUCUCGGUACAGCCGUCGGACUCCGGUGAAUUUGUCUGUGAUGCCAUCGAUGACUCUGCUGUCUUUACUGUGGCUGUAACAGAUCCUCCGGUGAAGAUCAUAAACACAGAUGAUGACAUGGAACAUAAGUGUGUGAGCGGUGAGCCGGCGGUGCUGAGCUGUGAGGUGUCCAGGGAGAACGCCCGCGUGCGCUGGUAUCGGGAUGGCGUGGAGGUGGAGGAGAACGAGAACAUCAGGUUGGAGUCUGACGGAAGACAUCGUAGAUUGGUUAUUACUUGUGCCAAACCUGAGGACUCGGGGGAGUAUGUAUGUGACACCGGAGACGACUCGGUCUUCUACACCGUGAUGGUGACAGAGCCCCCCGUGAAGAUCCUGAAUGCAGAGGAUGACACAGACGAGAGGUGUCUGAGUGGAGAAGAACUGGUUUUGAGCUGUGAGUUGUCCCGGGAGAAUGUCCUGGUCCGCUGGUACAAAGAUGGGGAGAGAUUAGAAGAGAGCGAGAAGAUCAGUCUGGAGUCUGAGGGGAGACUCCGGCGUCUGAUCAUCCUCUGCGCACAGACACAAGAUUCUGGGGAGUUUGUCUGUGAUGCCGGAGACGACUCAAUAUUCUACAAUGUGACCGUGACAGAUCCUCCUGUCAGAAUUGUGAACACAAGUGAUAAUGUAGAGAAAAGGUGUCUGAGCGGAGAAGAAGUGAUACUGAGCUGUGAGGUGUCCAGGGAGAAUGCCAAAGUAUGUUGGUACAAGGACGGAGUGGAAGUAGAAGAUAGCGAGGACCUUGUUUUGGAGUCAGACGGAAAGUAUCGUAGACUCAUCAUCCAUAAUGCUCAAGUGCAAGACUCGGGGGAGUUUGUCUGUGACGCUAGAGAUGACUGCGUCUUCUAUAAUGUUGUGGUGUCAGAACCUCCAGUGAAGCUUCUGAACACCAGUGAUGAUACCGAGCUGAUGUAUCUGACCGGGGAGCAGGUGGAGCUGAGUUGUGAGGUGUCCAGAGAGAACGCCUCUGUACGAUGGUACAAGGAUGGAGAAGAGGUGGAAGAGAUGGAAGAAAUUCAGCUGGAAUCGGAUGGGAAGCACCGUGGACUUAUUAUUCCAUUUGCCCAAACUCAACACUCGGGAGACUAUACCUGUGAUGCUGGAGAUGACUCCAUCUGUUACUAUGUAAAGGUUACUGAGCCACCAGUAAAGUUUGUCAACACAAGUGAAGACACGGAGUUGGCGUAUGUGAAUGGGGAGCCUGUGAUAUUAAGCUCGGAGGUGUCUAGAGAGAAUGCCCAUGUGCGCUGGUACAAGGAUGGGGUAGAGGUGGAGGACAGCGAGGAUGUGCGGGUGGAGGCUGAUGGUCGAAUACGCAGACUGGUUAUACACUCAGCACAAGUGGAGGAUUCGGGAGAAUAUGUCUGUGAUGCCGGGGAUGAUGCUGUAUUUUACAGUGUAUUAGUGACAGAGCCUCCCACAAAGAUUGUGUUCCCAGACGUCCGCUCACAGGAACUGGAGUAUAUUGUGGGAGCGAGGGUGGAGCUGGUGCUGGAAGUGUCACGUAGCGGUGGUAAUGCUCGCUGGUUCAAAGAUGGACUGGAAGUGGAUGAGGAUGAGAACCUACAGGUGACCUCAGAGGGAACUCGUCGCUGUUUGAUCUUACCAAGAGCCAAUGUGGACGACACUGGGGAAUAUAUCUGUGACACAGACAGCGACUCUAUUACAUUUGAUGUCAAGAUAUCAGAGCCUCCAGCUAAGUUUGUAAGCGCCGGCUGCUCCCCCCCUGUACUGCAUGUGACUGAAGGGGACCCCCUGUCCAUACAGUGCGAGCUUUCCCGCACACCGGAUGUAAUUCGUUGGUUUAAGAAUGGGACAGAAGUGACACCAGAUGGGAAUCUGACUAUGGACGAUGAGGGAGAGGAGUGCACUCUAAGUCUUCUCUGUGCGCAGCCAGAGCACUCCGGGGAGUAUGAGUGCAACGUCGGGACUGACACUCGGACCUUCCAAGUUCAGGUUGAUGCUCCUCCGGUCACCAUUGUUGGUAACACAGGAACUCCGGAACACCAUACUUUAAUGACCGGGGAUGACCUUGUUCUUUCCUGUGAGUUGUCGCGGCCAAAUUUUAAGGUGCGCUGGCUGAGAAAUGGGGAGGAGCUUGUGUCUGGAGGACGGGUCAAAAUCACCUCUCGAGGAGUUCACCGGCAACUUACCAUACAAAGUGUCCGAGCUUUAGACUCUGGCACAUACACCUGUGAUGCCGGUACAGACCAGUUACAGACAGAAGUUCGCGUAGAAGUACCACGGCAGGUGGAAUUUAUCACUGAGCUCCAGAACGUCACAGUCCUGGAAGGAGACACUGCCACCUUUAAAUGUGUCGUAUCUCCAGAGGAUGUCAUUCUCCACUGGGAACUCAAUGGAUCCCCGGUAAACUCCGACCGUCGGGCCAGCAUGUCGAGUAAUGGACUCUGCCACUCUUUAACGUUGCAUGGUUGUCGCUUGUCCGACUCUGGCACCAUCAUUGCUAAUGCUGAAGGACUCAUCUCACGGGCAAGACUAAGAGUUCAAGAGGCUCAUGUGAUGUUUUCCAAAGGACUGAAAGACAUGGAGGUAGAAGAAGAACAGGAUGUCACUUUUGAGGUCCAGGUCACCACUGAGAAGGCAGAAGUCCACUGGGUGAAGCAGGGCGUUGUGAUUCAGCCCAACGAUAGGUUUACUCUUCAGGACUCGGGGCAUAGCCAUACGCUGACCAUCCUUGGUGUCCAGGCGUCUGACCGUGGGCGGUACAGCUGUGAAAGUCUCCACGACCGAAGCGAUUGCCGCCUGAAUGUUCUACCCCGAAGUAUUGGCAUAAAGAAAGGCUUAAAAGACGUGCGAUGUGUGGAGGGAAGUGACGUGGAGUUUUUGGUGGAAUUGACCCAUGAUGAUUUGAAAGGAGAGUGGUGGAAAGGAGGCGUCCCUUUGACCUCCGAUGACCGAUGCGUCAUCAAAUCGAAUGGGCGCCAGCAUUCUUUGCGCCUUUUAGACCUAUCGCUUCCCGAUACUUCAGUGAUCGCUUUUAUCACUGAUACCUUGCGUACUAUGGGACAGCUGACUGUCACGGAGCACCCACUGGCCAUCACACAAGCCCCACAGGACUGUGUCGUUCAUGAAGCCGGGCUAGCCACAUUCCAGUGUGAGGUCUCCAAACAAGAAGCCGUGGUGACGUGGAGCAAGGACGCGGAGGAGUUGGUCCCAAGCACAUUGUGCCGUAUGUUCUCGGUGGGACGACGGCGAAUACUUCAUAUCAACCAGUGUGGACCCCAAGAUGCUGGAACGUACACAUGCAAUGUGGGUGACCUGAGUGCCUCGGCCACGUUACGUGUUCUUGAGCAAGAACCACAAGUGCUAAAAGAUUUGCAAGAUGUUGAGAUAGUGGAGAAUGACAACGCGGCGUUUAUCUGCGAAUUAUCCUGCGCACAGGCCAAAGGAGAAUGGUUCAAAAAUGGAGAGAAAAUUAAAGUAACAUCCACCACGAAGAUCCGCCAAGAAGGAAGAAGACACUUUCUUCUUAUUUGUGGGGCUCAGUGUGAAGACUCUGGAGAAAUUCUCUUUCGGGCCCGAAGAGUAGAGUCGAGAGCAAAACUCAAAGUCAAAGAGUUACCUGUCCGCAUUGUAAAAUCUCUGAGGGACAAGACGGCCCUACAAGGGCAUCGCGUGAUAUUCGAAUGUAAGGUCAGUCCGGCCCGAGCUCCAGUCACUUGGCUGAGAGGCAGUCAAGUCAUUGUUCCUUCUGACAAGUAUCAGAUCACCAGCGAGGACGCUUAUCGCACUCUGUACAUCAAUGAUGUGGGCCCUGAAGAUGAAGACGUCUACACUAUGAAGACCCCAGGGGGCCAGACCUCCGCCCGGUUACUAGUGGAGGGUUUAGCAAUCCAACUAUAUAAAAAUCUGAGAGAUGUAAAAGUGACCGCCCCCGAUGACGCGUGUUUCGAGUGUGAGGUGUCCCUUCCUCUAUCCAGACCUCCACAGUGGAGUCUAAAUGGGGUGCAGCUACACAACGGAGGCGACAUCAUCAUCGAAGCCAGAGGAAACCGGCACAGGCUCACCCUGCAGGACACGUACCCUGAAAUGUCAGGAACCGUGAGGUUUACAGCUGGGAAAACACGUGCGGAAGCGCAGCUCAUUGUGCAAGAACAAUAGGAAGACAUGUUGCAGGAUCAGCGUCAUCUCUUUCACAAGAGCCAACACUAUCUUCAAGCCUCUGUUCCUCUCUUCCCAGCCCCAAUAGGUAGAGCAGUGCUCUUACCAACGCCAAGUGCCAAGGCUCGGUUGCAGCCAAGCUUUUGGGUUCUAGACCCUUGUAUUCUCAGCGCUCACUUAUUUAUUUGUAAACCUUAUUGAAAACCUGUCCACCCAUCCCUCCCAUCUGGAAGACAGCGAGACAAGCCGUAUAUGUAAACCAGCGGAGUGACUGGCAGAUGGAGACAAGGGAUGACAUAGACAAGAUGGCGGCAUGGAAAUAUGGCAGGAAGACACAGGAGUAUGGGAGAAUGGAUGAUAAAGGGGGAAUGCAAAAAAAAUGUUUGUACGAUGUCAUCAAAUAUACUGUAGGUGUUCCCCCGCAGGAGUUACUGAAGAUUCUUCUUGUUCUAUGAUUUGUUUUUUCUCUGUCAACCAUCUUUGCCUUCUUGGAGAUCAGAGGAGUCCAACCUGUGGCGCGGGGGUGAAGGUUUCCUUCCUUUGCUUCUUCUAAUAAUCUGGAGAGAGGAGGACAAACCAGGAGGCCGGGUCAAAACCGAUAGCAAUGGUUCUGUUGUGUGGAGACUGCUAGCUGACUUAGGGGGUGUUAUAGGCCAGGCAAUGCACCCUGGGAAAAGGGUAUGCAAAUAACCCUCCCUUCAAAAGGAAGAAAGCUGUCUCUCUAGUGCCACCUAUUGGAUAUUUCUUACUUCAAGGCUUUUUUAUGGAUCGGCCAUUAGCCAGGGAGGAUGCUUCCCAUACCUGCUCUCUUCCUUCUGUUAAAGGCCUAAUUUGCAAAGCAAUGGAUCAAAAAGGACACCAAAAUCUCACAAAACCAACCAUACACAUUAGAAAUGAGUUGACCAACCCGGCCAAUUUGGGCAGGACUAACUGUCUGAUGUGUUUAGAGGCCCCCCCGAUGAUGUUGGGGAUCUCCCUGCUGCACCCGGCAUUCGUUUAGAGCAUCAGGUGCAGCGCCAGAGGCUAGUGGUGUCACGGCCACGCCCCUCUUGUGACGUCAUUGCCGCGCCCCCUCAGUGCAAGUCUAUGGGAGGGGGCGUGACAGCCAUCACACAGACUCCCGUAGACUUGCAGUGAAGUGGCGUGGCCGUGACAUCACGAACGGGGCAUGACCAUGACGACACGAGCCUCCGCCCCGCAUCGCCAGGCAUCCAGCAGGGGGCGAAGUUCGCUCCGUGCACUGGAUGUCUGGGGUGCCGUAGCCGAGAUUGCGAGGGUCCCCAGGAGCAGAUGGCACUAACCCCUUGUAUUCGUGACGCCAGGGCGUGGUUUAUCCUUUAACCACCUGAAGGUAUACCGCUGGAUCCUGGGCUAGGCACGGGGGCAAUAAAGACUCCAACCCCAAGUUACGGACAACGGUAGCUUUACUGAGGGAAGACAGAUGGUAAAGUCUAUACAGUGCAGCCAGGGCCCAAGGAGGUGACCAGUGACUUCAGAGACCUUAAGGGCUUGCUGGGACUUGUAGUAGGAAUGGACAAUUGAAUGCAGACCACGCUGACUUGACAGAUGACAGGGACAGACUUGACUUGACUCAUAAAGCUGUGACUUUAUCUUACUUGACUUGAUGGUGGCUGCAGGACUGGACUUUGAGGUCUCCAACACUCUGGACACACACACUAGACAAGACUGCACUGGACCUCAGCAGAAGAGAGAGAAGAUCCACCCAGGGCUUAUAUGGGGGAGACCAGCAGGGGCCCAUAGGUCACUCUUGGGAUCACCUGGUCACUGGUACCUCCUGGGUAACAAUCACAUGACCUAUCACAUGGUACAACUCUUAAAGUGAUAACACAUUUUAUACAGUACAACAUAUUUUCAAUGGGGAAACGAAUGCAGGGGCCCUGGGGACACUGAAGGAUGCUGCCUGACAGGACAGUGAAGGUACGGGGUAAUACCUCCCGUACUGGGCCACCACAUUAUCCCCUCCCUUUUGUAUAGGGAAUAAGAUGUCUAGCGGGGAGUACCCCUUUAACUGCAUGAUCUUUUUGAUCUCGUAGAGAUAAGCCUUCUUCAGAGUCUGACAGCAGCAUACCCCUCCUCUCUCCAUUUAAAGAACCCGUGGCCAAGAUAAAUAUUCGUGCGGAGGGAUUAAGAGAGAUAGGUGUCAGGCCAACAAGCUUUCGGCCAUCAGCUGUCGCAUAUAUAUAUGGGUUGCUUUAUGCUUAGA
This is a messenger RNA of Hyla sarda, 9773 nucleotides long. It is a transcript of the gene OBSL1, whose product is annotated as obscurin like cytoskeletal adaptor 1. The transcript has 27 exons. The coding region runs from base 209 to 7549 and encodes 2446 amino acids. Lineage: Eukaryota; Metazoa; Chordata; Amphibia; Anura; Hylidae. The record is from RefSeq and is a predicted model, not a curated record.